AUGUCAUUCUCAUCCUUGAGUUCAACACAUACUCCCGACGACAAUCUAACAAGAGACACAGCCGCUCUGGUUCCACUGACAGAGAGGUCGAGCACGAGAAUCAUCAAUCUCGCCCUUCCUCAGGAGUUGGGAGAUCGUCUCACCCAUUUCGUGGUCCUCAUGAUGAAGAAUUUUGGGAAGCCUUCUCUAAAAGAGCCAGCCUUACAGGAAGGCCGUACAUCGGUUGUUCCUGGGGUCGAACCUAGGUUGGAGGCUAUACUUGAUGAACACGAAGUGAGCCAAAGUCCUUUCGUGGAACAUAUUUGUUUGUGCACUAAGCCUAACAACUUCAAGCUACCUGAAGACAUCAAGAAACAUCGUGAAGACACCUGCCCAGUCACCUUCCUGGCCGACUACACUGCAGCCAUGGAUCUUUGGGGAGCUUCAAGAGAGCUUAUGGCCAAAGCGUAG
Messenger RNA from Oldenlandia corymbosa var. corymbosa, 450 nucleotides. Lineage: Eukaryota; Viridiplantae; Streptophyta; Magnoliopsida; Gentianales; Rubiaceae. The record is from the annotation of a GenBank genome assembly.